Molecule: messenger RNA, 616 nt
Organism: Triticum aestivum (bread wheat)
Lineage: Eukaryota; Viridiplantae; Streptophyta; Magnoliopsida; Poales; Poaceae
Exons: 2
Coding region: 49-351 (100 amino acids)
Source: RefSeq, a predicted model, not a curated record
GAGAGCUUGGUGCCGCCCCCUGUGUCGGCAGCGGCGACGGGAGGCGAUAUGGUGGCGGAGCAGGAACGGGCAGUGUACAGCGCCGAAGCUCAGAUCUUGGCGGCCAGGGUAGCGGCGGCCACGGACAGGAGAGACAGCUCACCCCCGACGUCGAAGUUGUCAACUGGGAAGAUGAAUCCCCGGGCACCUGAAUGGAAUAAGAGGCUGAAGAUAGUGCUGCUGCACCGAGCAGAACACCGUGCUCAAACCAUGGGCAAAGCCGCGUGCUGCAAAACAUAUGCAAAUGCGGUUACGGGCCUCAAAUAUCUUCUCAGCAAACUAAAACAUCUCAAGCUGGAUGUGCUCUGCUAGUUCUUAGUUCAAUUCCAUGAACAUAGAGAAGGAUAUCUUGUCAGUCAUCACAGUGUGGUUUCCUUUUGUACUUGUUGAUUGGAUUCUUUGGAGUCCAAAUAUUCUCCAGAUCCAAUACGCUCGACAAUACACACAGAAGCUCGAAUCACGAGGUGCACCUGUGGUCCAGAUUCCAGGAUCAUCUGGACCCGGGAGCCGAAUUGCAUUUCCGGUUGUUACUGAAGCUUGUUUGUUUGGUAUAAUAACAUAGGCCUUAUUUGUGCUA